Messenger RNA from Telopea speciosissima, 849 nucleotides. RefSeq lists its product as uncharacterized. NCBI's taxonomy places the organism in Eukaryota, Viridiplantae, Streptophyta, Magnoliopsida, Proteales, Proteaceae. The transcript has 3 exons. The record is from RefSeq and is a predicted model, not a curated record. The coding region runs from base 1 to 849 and encodes 282 amino acids.
AUGAUUCAUGCAAUGGUGAAUGGAAGUGAUAUUGAUGAGGAUCCAUUGGAUUGCAUCCCUCAAUUGGUGACUGCUGAAGAUAACUCUGGGCUUUUACUUGCUCCUUCCUUGAAAGAGGUGAAAAAGACUAUUUUCUCCCUCUCCUGUGAUAGUGCCCCAGGGCCGGAUGGCUUUUUUGGGUAUUUUUUUACGCCAUGCAGGGACAUUGUGGGAGAAGACAUUUGUGCAGCGGUGAAGGGUUUUUUCUCAGGGGGAAACCUUCCUAGAAGUUACACUUCGGCAAACCUUGUCCUCAUUCCGAAAAAAGAGAAUCCGGAGGUAAUGGCUGAUUUCCAAACCAUUAGCCUUUGCAAUUUUUCUUUUAAGAUUAUUGCAAAAAUUUUCUCUACUAGAUUAGCUACUUUGCUGCCUAACUUGAUCGCAGAGGAACAUGGAGCAUUUGUGCAAGGGGAACGACUUACGCUUUUAAAACAUGUGCUUGCUUCAAUGCCUAUACAUGCUCUUGCCGCACUUGAUCUUCCCAAGGCAGUGAUUGGAAAGUUCUGUGGAAUAUGUGCUGAUUUUCUUUGGGGAAGUUCGGAAUGGGGUAAACGCCAUCAUUGGGUUAGUUGGAACAAAGUGUGUACACUGAUGAUGGAAGGAGGAUUGGGUGUUAGGAGACUGGAAGAUGUUGCUUUGUCCUUGAGGGUAAAGGGCCUUUGGUGCAUCGUUUUUGAAAGCUCCUUGUGGAGUAAUUUCUUCAAAGUCAAAUUUUUUAAAAGUCUUCACAUUGCUAUGGCUAAGCCAAGUAGGAUUGGGUCUAAGUCUUGGAGAAAUGCUCUUGCUCAUAAGGAUUUCUUCCAUGCCUGA